Molecule: messenger RNA, 1083 nt
Organism: Archocentrus centrarchus (flier cichlid)
Lineage: Eukaryota; Metazoa; Chordata; Actinopteri; Cichliformes; Cichlidae
Product: peroxiredoxin-like 2A
Exons: 5
Molecular function (GO): antioxidant activity
Source: RefSeq, a predicted model, not a curated record
UCUUCUCAUCCCUGAUGAAACACAGCUGCAUCCAAUCGAUUUGAUCGGUCUCUGGGUCCAAGAGAGGCUGGGCCUGGGAAACACUGGCAGAUCAGCUGGGGCUGGAAUUUAAAUGUGCCUUUAGAUGUGGUGAGGUCUGCAGCAGCGAGGAAAAGCUGCUUUAACUUACAACAGGCUGCAAAGGAGAAGCUGUAAUGGAACUCAUAACCAAUACUGUGGCCACUGUUGGUGGCCUCGUUACUGGUGUCAUGAAUUUCUUCACUGAUAAGUUUCUCACGCCGCCGCUGAAAGCCACUCUCAAGUAUUUAGAGGAGGCUGAACUCAAAACAACGAAGGGAGAAAUAAAGACUUUCAAAGCCAAGUCUCUGUGGGACAAGUCUGGGGCUGUCAUCAUGGCAGUCCGGCGUCCAGGAUGAUUUUUGUGCAGAGAGGAGGCUGCAGGGCUGUCCUCUCUGAAACCCCAGCUGGAUGAGCUCGGGGUUCCUCUGUACGCUGUGGUGAAGGAGGAUGUCGGCACCGAGGUCGAGAACUUCAGGCCGUACUUUAAGGGGGAGGUCUUCUUGGAUGAAAAGAGGUGCUUUUAUGGGCCUCGUGAGCGGAAGAUGGGUCUCCUGGCAUUCUUGCGUGUUGGAGUGUGGAUGAAUGGCCUGAGGGCCUUCAGGAAGGGCUUCAUGGGAAAUGUUUUUGGAGAGGGGUUUGUUCUUGGCGGGGUCUUUGUGAUUGGGCAAGGACAGCAGGGGAUCCUCCUGGAGCACAGAGAGAUCGAGUUUGGAGAUAAAGUCAACGUUGAUGAUGUUCUCCAAGCAGUCAGAAAAAUACCACAGGAGCUGCAGUCUUUAGAAAAGAAAUAAUUCUUUAUCACUCCUACUGCUUCUUUAAAUCUGUAAAAAUCAUGUUCUUGAACAAAGAACAGGAAAUCUACAGCCACAUAUGAAGAUCUGAAUGUUAUGAGAGUUUGUAAGGAGCACAUUAGACUUGUGAAUUGAAUUUGCUGGUCUCUCUGAGAUGAGGGUGCAGUAUGACUGUUCUGAGCGUGUUAAUGAUGGUCUGUCUUUAAACUCAGCAGAGGAAGCAGACUUGAUG